AUGUCAUCUCCCUUAGUGCAGCGGCAGAAGCUGAUCAACUCUAUUCUGCGUCAUGCGAAAAAUGGUGACUGGGAGGGGCUGAGCCAACUUCUGGAUAAUCUAGAUGUGAUGACAGCAGGCUUGGAGUACCGCCACAACAACCCACUGCACGAAGCAAUCGUUGGCGGCCAUCCCGAGAUCGUGCAGCGUUUAAUCGAUCAAGGCUUCAGCGUGGAGGAAAAGGGUGCUAAUGCAUAUUCUGUCAAGUGUAUGACACCGCUGCAUCUCGCGGCAUGGGACAAUCAGGUCCAGAUCGCACGCAUCCUGCUCGAGGCGGGCGCAGAUCCCACCCGGCUGGAUGUUACGGACUCGGAGGAGACCCAUGCCGUCUCCCGGGUGACACGCACUGCCUUUAUGACGGCUGCAUACUGGGACAGCGCAGAGGUGCUACAGCUGCUGAUCGAUCGGCUGCUGCCGUCUAACCAGAUCUCGCCCCGCGAAUGGGAGCAGGCAGUCGCCGAUGCGGCAGCAAAUCGCCAUGCAAAAUCACUGGAGAUUCUUCUGCGGUACUACCCCGGCCCAGUUUGUCAGCAGAUUCUUGACCAGGCGCUGGCGCAGGCUGCGGCGUACUGUCUAUGGGACGAGCAUGAGAUGAUGCUCCGUCCUCAGACGGUGCUCUGGGAGAGCCAGAUCCAAGUCAUUCGGCUUCUGCUCGAACGUGGAGCCAAUCCAAAUUGGAUGGGGGGCGACUCACAACAGUUGACCAUCCCCAAUCCUGCACUCAGCCAUCUUGACCGCUCAGGGGCUGUCGACCACCGAGGCAUCCCCGUCUUGGCCCAGGCAGUGUUUAACGGGAAUCCGCAAAUUGUCCGCUUCUUCCUAGAAACAACAGGGGUCGCAGUCAACAAGCGGCUGCCGUCGGAAAGGUGGUAUAAAAAUUCAAGCAUAUACUGCCCCUUAGGCGGGUCACUGCUGCAUGUUGCAGCCUAUGGAGCACCACUGGAGACAAUACAAUUACUGCUUGCAAAUGGAGCCGACUCCUUAGCACAGGAUGAUAAUCAUGCUCUGCCCUUUCAUUCAGCAUGCCAGGCCGGGCGAAUAGAUGUGGUUGAGCUGCUCUGGUCACUUUCUGACUCGGAUCAUCUGGAGAGCAAGGUGACGAAAGAUGGACGGACACCACUGCUCCUGGCUCUGGGUCCUGCCUCCUACGAUGCAAGCGCACUCUCUGUCUUGACCUUCUUGAUCGAGAAGGGGGCAGAUGUGAAUGCUCAAGACCGCCUGGGGCGGACUCCGCUGGCCUUUUACAUUCAACAACAGGGACCCUACGCGCGUGAGAGAGUUAUUGAUCUUCUCAGGAAGCAUGGCGCAGAUACCGAAGUAAUAAGAGAUUCGGAGGGCAGAACCGCCAAGGACUGGGCAAUUGAGAAGCGGUCUGAUUUCACCCUCGCCAUGACCUCCAGGCCAAGCCGUCCCAAGAAACCCAUCGCCCUGCGAACGGAAUAUCUCGCCUCUAGCACAACCACCAUCCGGGUGAAACAGCACAGCAAAAGCUGGUCGGGCGGCGAUUUCACCGUCUCCACAGUCCCAAGCGAUGGCUCCCCGGCACAGACUCUCUUCACCGUAGACGGGGACUUCGCCUCAGUCAGCCAGCGGCGGCGCGUGCAAGAUGCAACGGGUCUGCCGCUCUUCGAGAUCGCCCGCAAGCGACUCGGCGUGACGUGGUUUGUUCAUCUGCCAGGCAGUAAAGAGAAGGACAAUCCCCAGCCCAUAGCCACCAUCGUGCCCCAAUGGCACAUGCUCAAGGACAAGUUUGACGUCCACUUCAAGAAUGCGGCUGGGGGGGGAGGGAUUGGUCUGAGCGUGCGCGGUCAGGAUGUCUGGAAGUCGAGAACACACGUGUACCAUGCGGAUGCCUUGGUGAUGACCUCCAAGCUGAAGGAUAUGGUCUCGGUGUAUAUACCCGGGAAGAGACCGGAGUGGGAGAUUGAGGUUGCGGAGGGGAUGGAUCUCUCGCUGGCAUCGAUCAUUGGGGUGCUUCUUGCUACUUUGCUGUACCAGAGCAGUGGUAAAGGCAAGGCACCAAAGUCCGUUGGUGAAGAUGAUGACCCUGCUGUCGGGACAAGUAAGAAGGCGUCUUUGACGUAG
Messenger RNA from Aspergillus thermomutatus, 2124 nucleotides. RefSeq lists its product as uncharacterized. NCBI's taxonomy places the organism in Eukaryota, Fungi, Ascomycota, Eurotiomycetes, Eurotiales, Aspergillaceae. The transcript is spliced from 5 exons. Gene Ontology annotation, molecular function: protein binding. The record is from RefSeq and is a predicted model, not a curated record. Bases 1 to 2124 code for a protein of 707 amino acids.